This is a messenger RNA of Wallemia mellicola CBS 633.66, 1156 nucleotides long. RefSeq names its product hydrolase-domain-containing protein. Gene Ontology annotation, molecular function: beta-phosphoglucomutase activity; sugar-phosphatase activity. The record is from RefSeq and is a predicted model, not a curated record. NCBI's taxonomy places the organism in Eukaryota, Fungi, Basidiomycota, Wallemiomycetes, Wallemiales, Wallemiaceae. Bases 41 to 1078 code for a protein of 345 amino acids. The transcript has 3 exons.
ACAACCAAGUUCACAAGACAACACGAACAAGCUAAGACAAAUGCCUUCAAGUACAGCACCAGCAGAGAUCAUUGUAGAUGCCGUCCUUUUUGAUAUGGACGGUACACUCGUCAACUCUAUAGCAGCUGUCGAAGCUGCCUGGGGCGCCGUCGCAGACGAGAUAGGACAACCCCGUAAAUCCGUCAUCGAGGCAACUCACGGUCGCAGAGCAUCCGACAACCUCAAAGAUUGGAAACCAGACAUUAAGGACGAGCACCUUGAUGGCGAAGUAGCGAAAUUCGAGCAAACUAUUCUCGAUCACGCAGAUCAAUACAAGAAGCGCCGUGAUAGCCGCUCAUCAUCUCAGUCCUCAUCCAGACGUGCUUCAUCUUCUUCAUCAUCCAGACGUCCAUCUCAGGCCCAGCUUUUUGGCUCUUUCACGCCUAUUGAUAAAUCACGCCAAGAUUCGACAUCACAACAGGACAGGCGCCCUAGCUCAGGAACACUUGCCCAAAAACUCCAGCCGUUGUCCCUCCAGGAUAACAGUGCGGUCGAAAACGAGGAAGCUGUUGAGGAUGAGGAGGAUGAGGACCUCGGACCAGACAUGGGUGUGAAAAUUCUCCCAGGUGUCAAAAGCCUCAUCGACAGUCUUCCAAAAGGCCGUUAUGCGGUUGCCACAUCUGGCGCACGUGUCUAUGCAUAUGGUGCCAUGGAAAGAGCUGGUAUCGUAGCCCCAGACGUUACUAUCACCGCAGAAGAUCCUCGUUUGGAGAACGGCAAACCUCACCCAGAUCCAUUCCUUCUUGCAGCCAAAUGCCUUGGGUAUGACUGUAACAAGUGCCUUGUCGUUGAGGAUUCACCAUCUGGUAUUAAGGCCGGUGUAGCAUCUGGAGCAACUACCCUCGCCGUCUGUACUUCUCACGAGAAGGAACAAAUAGAGAACGCAGGUGCUCAGCACCUCGUACGCAAUCUUGAGGCUGUUAGAGCUGAGCAACUCGCGGAUGGAAGGAUCAAGAUCACCAUCGAUCCAGCACGUAUUGUCACAGAUUCAAAAUCAGACGCUCGUACAGAUGUUGGACUUAAGGAUGAAGACAAAUAGAUAGCUUUGUAAUGUAGAAAUAGCUAGAUAGCUAGAUGUUUUUUAAUGAAUAAUUUGUUACCUACGAAGUGAGACAAG